Messenger RNA from Oldenlandia corymbosa var. corymbosa, 633 nucleotides. Lineage: Eukaryota; Viridiplantae; Streptophyta; Magnoliopsida; Gentianales; Rubiaceae. The record is from the annotation of a GenBank genome assembly.
AUGAUAAAAGUUCAAUCUGCAGGCGGUUCUACCGGAAUCAUCCCUACCGUCGCUCAUCCUGAGGAGGCCUUGGAUGGUAUCCUACCGGCACCUCUUGUGGCCGGUUCUGAUGGAAACAUUCCUCUGGUUGGAGACCAAGAUGGUCUUUCUGCUGCUGUUGCUGAAGAAGUACCGGCUCCACCUGAACCGGAUUUUCAGGUUCUAUUUCCAGGCGGUUCUACCGGAAUAGUCCCUGCCGUGUCUCAUCCUGAAGAGGCUCUUCCGGCACCUCCGGCCGCCGGUUCUGAUGGAAACAUUCCCCUGCUUGGAGACCAAGAUGGUCUUUCUGCUGUUGUUGCUGAAGAAGUACUGGCUCCAUCUGAACAGUAUUGUCAGGCUACAGCUCCUGCUCUGGACAUGAAAAGUUGGGCUCUGGACUUUCUAUCGAGGCAACCACAAAUGGAGGUCAGGGACAUGAAGGACAUUGACUUCCUCGGGGUUCUUCGGUUUGCGGAUGGUGGCGCCUGUAAUCCGAUCUGCAUGGUCAAGGACGGCCAGUCAAACCCUGAAUACACGAAACUCGUGAACGCAAUGCGAAGUCACAACAUACAAGUUUCGCCUUCACCUCCAAGCUCUCCCCCACAGGUAAUUUAA